AAAAAAAAAAUAUGUAAUGACCCUACCAACCACUUCAACCGAGGUCUGAGAGGCAUAAGUCGAAAAUUGGCAAUCUCGUACGUUCUUCUUCGUCAGCGCGAGUGUUCAGCCUCCGUGAUUCAUAACGAACUCUUCCCUCCGCAGGCGUGAUUGUCAAGCGAGAACGCCGGAACUUCUCUUCUCGCUUCAACCUGUGAAUUCGUCAUUGUAUCUUUCCUCUUUCCUAUUUAUCCAUUUCCCAAACCCUAAUUUUACCUCUGUAUGAAACACAACGAGAAGAUGACGGAUGGAAUUAACCCUAAGGGCUCCUCCAACAAGUCAUCUUCUUCGUCGUCUCAACGUAAAAGCAGGUGGGAAUCCGGAAACAAUCCUAAUCCCGAUCGUAACAUGGGCUCCGCCAGUGAUUCAAAGCCAUCAAAAACUUCAUCGAAUUCUAAAUACGAUGCAGCAGCAGCAGCGGCUUCUGGACCAUCGAUGCUCCCUCGCGAUUCAAUCCCUUCUUCAGACCCUGGUUCUUUCCCUCCAGGCGCUCCAGGCGGAGCUGGAGCUCCUUUUCCUUUUCCUUUUCCGGACCCGGCUGGCAUUGGUCCCCCUCCGCCGCCAGCUUAUGGCUUUCACUUGCUUGAGCGUCGUACAAUCGUAUUGGCCGAUGAUAGCGUUCGGUCUUACUUUGCUCUUCCAUCCGGUUAUCAAGACAUUCCGUCGGCCAACAGGUUCUUACCUCUGGGACCCGUUGGUCAUGGGCCUGAACCAGGUGGUCUAGGCUUCGGGUUUGAUAAGAAUUUCCCUCAUGGUGGUUUGAGUCCAAUGAGAGGAUUCCGUGGUGAUGGCAAUGAGCCAUUUGGUCGUGGUGGUGGACAGUUUGAUUACUGGAAUUCACUAGGGCUUGAUGGGCGUGUGCCACCUGAAGGUUCACUCAAGAGGAAGUACGGAUAUGACUAUGAAAGGGAUGGCAGAGAGAGCGACGAACUUGCGAGGCAGCGUCCGCUGCUCUCGGGGUUUGGGAACCCCAAUUCGAAUCCCGCCGGCGACCGAGUUGAUUACUUGUCUGGUAAAGGUAGCCCAUUUAGGGAUACAUUGGAUUCUAACAGGGGAGUGGAUGAUUUGAGUUUGAGGUCUUCGAAGCACAUGCGGAUUGGAGGGGAUUACAAUGAUAUACCUUCCAGGCAUGGCGUUGAUGAUGUGGGUCUGGGUCCCAAGUAUCCCGAUGUGGACCCACAAGCUCUAAAGAAGGCGUUUCUUCGUUACGCAAAGUUAAUCAAUGAGAAUGCAUCUCAAAGGAAGAAUUAUCUCGAGGGUGGGAAGCAUGGGCCUCUGCAAUGCCUUGCCUGUGGCAGGGCAUCUAGAGAUUUUCCAGAUAUGCAUGGUCUUAUAGUGCACGCGCUCAACCCACAGAACUCUGACUUGCAUGUGGAUCACCUUGGCUUGCACAAGGCCUUGUGUGUUCUAAUGGGGUGGAACUAUGCAAAACCUCCUGAAAACUCAAAGGCUUACCAGUCGUUAUCUGCUGAUGAAGCAGCAGCAAACAAGGAUGAUCUGAUUAUGUGGCCACCUGUGGUGAUCAUUCACAAUACAAAUUCUGGAAGGGGAAAAGAUGGCCGCAUGGAGGGUAUGGGAAAUAAAGCAAUGGAGUAUAAACUUAGAGGUAUAAUUUCUUCCUCUAUUUUUUAUGUAGCUAUGUUUUCUUAGAAUGUCUGCCUUAUGAUGAACAGCUUUGUGGUCGUGGAAAUUCUGUUUGUGUUGGAAGUUAGUGAUUUCAUCUCCUCAUACUAAAGUGCUUAGAUAUUUCCCUCUCAUUUUUGCCCUUUUCUCUUAUAAAUAAUGGUGCUAAAAUCAGUUUGCCCAUAUGGCGACAAAUUUA
Messenger RNA from Macadamia integrifolia, 1861 nucleotides. RefSeq lists its product as uncharacterized. The coding region runs from base 262 to 1689 and encodes 475 amino acids. The record is from RefSeq and is a predicted model, not a curated record. Gene Ontology annotation, biological process: regulatory ncRNA-mediated gene silencing. The transcript is spliced from 2 exons. Lineage: Eukaryota; Viridiplantae; Streptophyta; Magnoliopsida; Proteales; Proteaceae.